AUGAAACAUGUCGCCAAGGCAACCAAACCACAGAAAGCCUGUCAAUGCAGCAGAGCCCCAGAGACCCAGAGCCUACAGCUGUCUCUCACCCUGCAGGACCGUCUCCAGCAGUAUUAUUCAACCAGAGCAGCUUUAGCCCCAGAGGUCGUCCACAGAGCUGAGAGUCUAGCUCUAGAUAUCUGUAUAGAGGUACAAGGAUUCCUGCACAGCACAAACCCUGACAUGCCUCUGGGAGAGAUGUCACUGGGAGGGUCCCUGCUCGACGACCUACAGGUGGUGAGAGCGGACCAUGCGUGCCUGCUGGUUCCCCUCCAGCUAGAACCCAGUCUGUGGAGACUGAUCCCUGGGGAGGAGACUCUCCUAACACACCCUCUACACUGGAUGGUCCGGCGGGUCAACCUGGAGUACUUCCCUAGAGGACGCAGCUACUGGGACCGGUUCCUAGUAGGAGGGUAUCUGUCCUGCCGGGCGCUGGUGAGCAUGCUCAGUAAGGCUGUGAUGGAAACCAUGAACUGGCCGUCUCUCUCCUCCACUCUGGACUGUCUGGUCAGGCCUGUCCUCGGGGGAGAUGAACUGAAACUAGAGAUACGACCAGAGCGAGGUGAUACUCUCUUCAUCUCCGUAGUGCCGGUGCUGAGGGAGGCAGACGUGGUCCUGACUGCCCAGGUAGAGUUAACCCAGCCCUGGGAUAGUGCCUGGCACCUCUCCCUCUACCCCUGGGAGACCCAGCGCCUGACCCAGCUUGACUCCGCUGACCAGGGGGUCCGACGCGCCCUCCUCAAAACCCUCAAAGCCGUCUGUCGACACUGUCCCGCCCUGCGACCCCUCACCGCCGCACCGCUGGCCAACCUCAUCCUCCACCUCAGCGACAAGGACGUGGAUUGGUCGGAGGGUUGUCUGAGUGGGCGGUUCCAGCAGUGUGUGUGGGAGCUGAUAGGCUAUCUGGAGCAGGGGGUGUUACCUAGCUACUUCAAGCCCAGUGUUAAUAUGUUGAACGGAGUGACGGAGGAAGAGGUCGAUGAGAUGGGCUUUAUGUUGUACUGCGCCGUCUCUGAACCAGACAUUCUGCUGAUAUAGAUAUAUAUAUAUACUUUAACCUGGUGUAUAUAUCAGAGAGGAAGAGGAUGAUGAGAUGGGGUUUAUGUUGUACUGCGCCGUCUCUGAACCAGACAUUCUGCUGAUAUAGAUAUAUAUAUACUCUAACCUGGUGUAUAUAUCAGAGAGGAAGAGGACAUGUAUUAGAUAUAAGAGACACCACCCUGACGUCUAUAGAUCAGUUGUGCCAUAUUACCGCUCCACUGAGACGUGGACGAGAGAUUGUUGUUCAGGCAGUCGUGCAGUCUGCAUCUCCUUCACAUACACCUGUGGGGGCUGACUGACUAAACAGAGAUCAUUUAUAUAUUGUGUAUGAGUACUAUGGUGUGGAUGAGUUGAUGGGGGCUCUGACUGAGCAGCACAGAGACUGAUGAUGAUGAUGAUGGACUGUGCCUUAGGGGAAGUAGAUGAGGGAAGGAAGAAAUGAAAGGAAGACUAGGGCUGCGUUUUACACAGACACCCAAUUCUGAUCAUUUUGGGGGAAGAAUCAGGUUACCUGUGUUAAAUGCAGCCUUUAGUGACGGAGACUUGGCUUUCUCCUGCUGUGGACUAUAUAUCUAGAUCUAGUACAUCUCUGUCCAAAAGGCUGUUUCAGAAUGGCCUGCGCCAUUGAGGCUACAACCCAUAGGAAUCCCCCACCCUAGUUGACUACUUUAAAAUGGUGGAAGCCCUCAAUGGACUAUAUAUCUAGAUCUAGUACAGCUCUGUCCAAAAGGCUGUUUCAGAAUGGCCUGCGCCAUUGAGGCUACAACCCAUAGGAAUUCUCCACCCUAGUUGACUACUUUAAAAUGGUGGAAGCCCUCAAUGGACUAUAUAUCUAGAUCUAGUACAGCUCUGUCCAAAAGGCUGUUUCAGAAUGGCCUGCGCCAUUGAGGCUACAACCCAUAGGAAUUCUCCACCCUAGUUGACUACUUUAAAAUGGUGGAAGCCCUCAAUGGGCGCCACCCAUUCUAAAACUGCAUUUUUUGGGGGGUCAUUGAAAGGCCUGGAUCAUUCUCUAUGGGCCGACUGGAUGACACAAGGUAACAGAGUUAGCACCAGUUACCACAGCCACAAAGUGAUAAUCAUGUCUAAAAUCCCUCCGCCAAUUUCUCUUCUUAAAAGCAGAUUUUUAAACCUGUUUAAUGACGUCAUUAUAUGCACCUUCUACUGAAUAAAGUGCUCACCUUCUCUUUUCAUCAUGUUGUGUGUGUUUUGCGUUUGCUGCGGUUGUUUUUAAGUUGAAGAGUGACUUAAAUAAAUGUUUUCUGCUGAA
Oncorhynchus tshawytscha (Chinook salmon) is the source of this 2350-nucleotide messenger RNA. RefSeq names its product mitochondrial elongation factor 2 (gene mief2). The record is from RefSeq and is a predicted model, not a curated record. Bases 1 to 1077 code for a protein of 358 amino acids. Gene Ontology annotation, cellular component: mitochondrial outer membrane. Lineage: Eukaryota; Metazoa; Chordata; Actinopteri; Salmoniformes; Salmonidae. The transcript has 6 exons. Gene Ontology annotation, biological process: mitochondrion organization; positive regulation of mitochondrial fission.